This is a messenger RNA of Periconia digitata, 2052 nucleotides long. The record is from the annotation of a GenBank genome assembly. Lineage: Eukaryota; Fungi; Ascomycota; Dothideomycetes; Pleosporales; Periconiaceae.
UCCCGAUAUCUAGACCGACAAGCCAUCACCGGUUCGAUUUUGACACGCUUUUCCGAGCAAACUUUCAGCGUCAAACGAAAGUAUUCUUUAUCGCAAACGAAAUCUCAUCAACCUUUGAUACACUUUAUGGGCCACUGCUUUCAAGAUAAACCAGCGCUCACGACAUCAACAGUCCUGGAGAAGUCUUUGAAGGAAUACCUACUGCCAGCCGUGCAGUGUACCUCACGAACGGUGUCAUUAAUUACAAGGGGAAUAGUUACCGACAACGCUGAGGGCUCCUACGUCUUUAGAAAGAGACGACGGUAGCAGGCAGACUGACUAUUCCAACCACGUCAAAGCACGUAUAAGAUUGAAAAGAUGAGUGGAGCACCGGAGAGGGAAACAGGGCGCGGAAGAUAUAGAGGACGUGAAAGUGCAGGUGGAAGAGCUCGAGGACGAGGGCGAGGGCGAGGAGGACAGCCUGAAAAUGACACUUCCGUCAAUUCUCCAAACCCACCGAGCAGCGCGCCCACACACCAAUCUACUUCACCGCUUCCUGGGGUGUCAACUCAUUCUUCCUCAACAGUACCACACCCUGUACAUUCCGCAUCAGCGUGGCAAUCACCUAACAUCUCCGGCAAUUCUUCAGGUCCACUGAACACCGCUCCCGUGCGGGCAUCUACUACGUUGCCUCAGGUGUUAAUUCCUCCUUUGCCGCCCGCACCACACCCUCUGAAUUCCGCGUCAACGUGGCUACCAACUUCCGUAUCACUAAACACGUAUCCUCGUCCUAUAUCUUCAUCAAUGUACCCUUCAUUUUAUGUCACACCCCAGGGUCCGGCUCAACCACCACCGCAGCCUCAGCAGCAUCAUUACCCAGUCCAUCACACCCCGGGAAUCCCUCAACCACAUCAUCCGCAUCCAUUUCAAUCACAGAUGAGCCACCCGUAUCAGCUGCACAGAAACACCUCGGUAGGCUUCGGACAAGGCGGUGCCCAACCAUCCAACCCACCACAUCCGCCAAACGGCCCCCCUUCAAAUAUAUCUACUAUUUCGCCUCUUUACACUCCUCAAUCUAUUGCUCCUCAUGCACCUGGUUCUAGAUUCGACCUUGCCCAAUCUUAUCCAACUCCUCCCAGAUCUUCAACCUCUGCUCAUCCACCAUCAGCGCCUGCAUCACAAAACCCCCAGCAGAUGGAGCAACAGCAGAGAACCAGACCCGCGCCACGACCAGUAAGCGGAGAAAUUCGCCGCCCAACUAUUAUUCCUCGCGAGCCAGAUUCGUACCCGUACGACGGACUAUCUGCCACCAGGACAAGAAGAUCGUCUCCUACUCCUAACAGGGGCGUGCCCCUUGUGCCCUGGUACCAUGUAGACGUCCCGAGGAACUCAGGUUUAAUCAGAGUCGCCGACCUUAUAGCUGACCCUAUAAACCCCGCAGCCGCCGCCCCGCAGACGGGAGAAAAAGGUAGUGGCAACGGCAAAGGCAACGGCAAAGGCAAAGACAACGAUAACGACAAUGGUAAAUACAACAGAAAAAGAAAACGCAACAGCGAAGAAGAAGAUAACUGCAGAGACAAAGACAACAGCAAUAGUAAAGGCAACGGCAAUGGCGAUGGCAAAGAUGACGACAGCGGCAAUGGCAAAUAUGACGGCAGAAAGUGCUUGCCGAUGACCCUCUACCUCGUCGGUAUCCCGAUCGAACGUGGAAACCCAGAUCACGCGAUUUUGGAGGCGAAAACCGAUACAGGCUAUGGGUUCCAGGCGAUGUUGCUCAGUGAGCAAGAGUUGGCGAAAUGGUGGGGGGCGUUGAGACGGACGACAAUGAAAAUGAUGAGAAGGAUGAUGACAAGUAUAAUAAGUAUGAUGAGGAGAGUGAUGAUGAGGAGAGUGGUGAUGAGGAGAGUGAUGAUGAGGAGAGUUAUAAUGAUGAGAAGGAUGAGGAUUACGAGGGAACAGAAGAUAGUGAUGGGGAGCAUGGUGAUUGAUGAAUGGGUGAAACCCACUGAUUCAGCGGUAGCAAGGGAUGUUUUCUGCAAUCGGUGGUAUAGGGAAGGGAGAGAAGGACGUUAG